AUUGUCAGUAUAACAUUAGCAGCGGCAGGAUACACAACUAGGGUUUUCCUCAACAACAAGUUUAAAUUCGUUAGUCAACCAAAAUCGUUUAACAAUGCGUGCUUGCCGCCCUAGAAAAAGUGCUAUCAUUAACCGAAUUAUGUCAAUUCGUCGGCGUAGAGCUCUAGUCAACAUGCUAUUUUUGCGCCGUCAUUUGAUUGGAGAGGCACUUGGAAUUAUGAAUCGGGAAACUCGACGUCUUAGGAUAAAUUCUCGGCGUCGUAAUCGUAGAAGGAGAGCGCAAUUUAGAGUCCGUACACCAAGUGAUAGUACAAUGCGCUCAGUAAGGCAUUACGGUCAGAACCCAUUCCGCCAAGGACCACGGCUACAGCGAAAUAAUUCACUUUGGGGACAAGCGGACAUCAUAACCACACAGGGAGCGUUAGAAGCUUUGAAUGGACUGGCUGCAGGGAACAGCGAACCAAAUUCAUUGUUAGUAAUGGUGCAAUAUACCAAUGGGCGGUAUUAUUUAAGCUUAGAGGCAAGUGGAAAUCCGCAAAAUGAGAGCUAUAUCGUUCAAAAUCCCAUUGGGAAUGGUCAGAACCAACAGGUCCAAGAUGGCAAUGAUCCGGCAGCUCAGGCUGCUGAGGACAAUAAUCCGGAGGUUCCAAAUGCCAAAAGCAAAUCAGGAGGAUCAAGUGAAAGCUUAUGAUCAGAAUCAAGAUAAUAACGAAGAAUACGAUACUUACUCACAUAGUAUCAAGUAAUGUAUAGCUUGGAAAUUUUUCUUCCUACACAUAUAUACAAUAUUUGUAUUACCAAAAGAGGUAAAUAAAAUUGUAAAUUCCA
This is a messenger RNA of Drosophila sechellia, 828 nucleotides long. RefSeq lists its product as uncharacterized. The record is from RefSeq and is a predicted model, not a curated record. Bases 95 to 691 code for a protein of 198 amino acids. NCBI's taxonomy places the organism in Eukaryota, Metazoa, Arthropoda, Insecta, Diptera, Drosophilidae. The transcript is spliced from 3 exons.